Messenger RNA from Hemisphaericaspora subhashii, 1794 nucleotides. It is a transcript of the gene ATG15, whose product is annotated as triglyceride lipase. The transcript has a single exon. The record is from RefSeq and is a predicted model, not a curated record. Gene Ontology annotation, biological process: neutral lipid catabolic process; piecemeal microautophagy of the nucleus; multivesicular body membrane disassembly. Bases 1 to 1794 code for a protein of 597 amino acids. Gene Ontology annotation, molecular function: glycerophospholipase activity. NCBI's taxonomy places the organism in Eukaryota, Fungi, Ascomycota, Pichiomycetes, Serinales, Debaryomycetaceae.
AUGCCACAAGAGAAACAGACAAAACGUACCAAUAAUUGCUCGUGGUGUAAUCGAUUGCCAUCCAAAGGAAUAGUAUGGUUUAUAUUGAUAUCAUUCUUAUUUAUAAUUACAACAAACCACUCCAAGAUCACUAAUAAGCUUCAACAAACUACCUUAUAUCAAACCUAUAUAGCCUCAGAUAAUUUGGAUGCAUCUGAAACACUACAACUAAAGCAUAUUUUCCAUCAUGGAACAGGACCACAUAAUAACAAUCAUAAAAUCCAUCGUCGAUUAGAUAUUACCCCAGAAUAUAUCGCUAAACAUUAUACUUAUUUCACAACACUAACUGAAGAAUUACAAUCUCUGGGUGGUGAUCAACAUAUUGAAGGUAUGAAUGAUUUCGAUCAAGUCUAUACACAAAUGGAUUGGCCCAAAGUUCAUCAUGGUAAGAAUCCAUUCACGAUUCAAUUACCAAUCAAGAAACACGCAGGAAUAUCUACCAGAUUAAAACAUCGUCAUGAACCAAAUUUUGUCAAAUCAUAUCUUAAUUAUGUCACCGACACCAGCAUUAAGAACAAGGUUCCAAUUUCUUUGGAAUGGAUAGAUGAAGAAAUCAGGGUCCCGAAUAUAACUGAUCGUAAUACUCUUAUUUCUUUAGCUACCAUUUCUUCAAAUGCAUAUGUUCGUCUUCCUUUGAAUGAAGAUGAGAAGAAGAAAUCGGAUUGGGUGGAUUUGGGUGAUUAUAUCCCAGACAUAAAUGGCGAGAUUGAUUUUGGGUGGAAUGAUGUCGGGAUUAGAGGACAUGUGUUUGUUAGUAAGGAUAAUAAAACCGUGGUGAUUGGGAUUAAGGGGACUUCAGGUGCCGGGUUACCGGGUGGAGGUAGUGAUGAAACUGCCGUCAAUGAUAAAUUAAAUGAUAAUUUAUUAUUUUCAUGUUGUUGUGCCAGGGUUGGAUAUAUGUGGACAACCGUGUGUGAUUGUUAUGAAAAAGCAUAUACAUGUAAUCAAGAUUGUCUUGAAAAGGAAUUAGUCAAAGAAGAUAGAUAUUAUGCUGCAGUUUUGGAUUUAUAUAAUAAUGUAACUGCGUUAUAUCCACCCGAUAAACAUGAUAUUUGGGUAACUGGACAUUCAUUAGGUGGUGCACUUGCAUCAUUAUUAGGACGAACAUUUGGAUUACCAGUUGUUGCAUUUGAAGCUCCUGGAGAAAUGUUAGCUACUCAAAGAUUGCAUUUACCUUUCCCACCUGGAAUUCCAUCAUAUAUGGAAAAUGUUUGGCAUAUUGGAAACACCGCCGAUCCAAUCUAUAUGGGAGUUUGUAAUGGUGCAUCAAGUACAUGUAAUGCUGGGGGAUAUGCUAUGGAAACCUCCUGUCAUACUGGUUUACAAUGUGUUUAUGACGUGGUUGGUGAUUUAGGUUGGAGAGUUAAUAUCCUAAACCAUCGUAUUCAUACUGUGAUUGAUGAUGUGAUAUUGGCAUAUAAUGAUACUGCCAAAUGUAUAGAACAACCUCCAUGUCGUGAUUGUUUCAAUUGGAGAUUUGUGGCUCAUGAUGAUGAUGAAGAUGAUGAACCGGAGUUACCUAAUCCAUUAAAACCACUUCCUCGUAGGAAGAGUUCUACGUUAAGAACAUCAAGCACAAAUGAAGGAGAUGGGACGAAGACAGGAACUGAAUCUACUGUGGUGCCAACUUCAAGUGAACCUCCGGAUGAACCAGAAAAGUGUUUAAAGAGAACAUGGUAUGGCUGGUGUAUUGAAUGGGGACAUGAAGCUGAUGGUGAGGGUGAUGAUGGUGAUAAGAAGAAGAGAAUGGUAUGA